Condylura cristata (star-nosed mole) is the source of this 2458-nucleotide messenger RNA. It is a transcript of the gene MAOB, whose product is annotated as monoamine oxidase B. The transcript is spliced from 15 exons. The record is from RefSeq and is a predicted model, not a curated record. Bases 67 to 1629 code for a protein of 520 amino acids. NCBI's taxonomy places the organism in Eukaryota, Metazoa, Chordata, Mammalia, Eulipotyphla, Talpidae. Gene Ontology annotation, molecular function: oxidoreductase activity.
CGGGCGGGGGCGAGACCGGAGACCGGAGCAGCGGGCCGCCAGCCUCUUCGCGACAGGAAAGCCGCCAUGAGCAACAAAUAUGACGUGGUCGUGGUGGGGGGCGGCAUCUCAGGUAUGGCAGCAGCCAAACUUCUGCAUGAGACUGGUCUGAGUGUGGUUGUUCUGGAAGCCCGCAACCGAGUGGGUGGCAGGACUUACACUGUUAGGAACCAAAAGGUGAAGUAUGUUGACCUUGGAGGAUCUUACGUCGGACCAACCCAGAAUCGUAUUUUAAGAUUGGCCAAGGAUCUAGGAUUGGAGACCUACAAAGUGAAUGAAGUAGAACGCGUGAUCCAUCAUGUCAAGGGAAAAUCCUACUGCUACAGGGGCCCAUUACCACCUGUAUGGAAUCCAAUUGCCUACCUGGAUCAUAACAACCUUUGGAGAACAAUGGAUGACAUGGGAAGAGAGAUCCCCAGUGAAGCCCCCUGGAAGGCACCCCUUGCAGAAGUGUGGGACCGCAUGACAAUGAAGGAACUUCUGGACAAGCUCUGCUGGACAGAAUCUGCAAAGCAGUUAGCCACUCUCUUUGUGAACCUCUGUGUCACUGCAGAGACCCAUGAGGUCUCUGCUCUCUGGUUCCUGUGGUAUGUGAAGCAGUGUGGGGGCACAACCAGGAUCAUCUCCACAACCAACGGAGGCCAGGAAAGAAAAUUUGUGGGUGGAUCUAGUCAAGUGAGCGAGCGGAUAAUGGAUCUCCUGGGGGACCGAGUGAAGCUGGAGAGGCCUGUGACCCAUAUUGACCAGACACGAGAAAAUGUCCUUGUGGAGACCCUGAACCGUGAGAUAUAUGAGGCUAAGUACGUAAUUAGUGCUAUUCCGCCUUCUCUGAGCCUGAAGAUUCACUUCAGCCCUUCUCUGCCAAUGAUGAGAAACCAGCUGAUUGCUCGUGUGCCUUUGGGUUCAGUCAUCAAGUGUAUGGUUUAUUACCAAGAGGCCUUCUGGCGGAAAAAGGAUUACUGUGGGUCCAUGAUAAUCGAAGGAGAGGAAGCUCCAAUUGCCUAUACUUUGGAUGAUACCAAACCAGAUGGCAGCUAUCCUGCUAUAAUUGGAUUUAUCCUUGCCAACAAAGCCAGAAAACUGGCCCGUCUUACCAAAGAAGAAAGGUUGAAGAAACUCUGUGAGCUCUAUGCAAAAGUCCUGGGCUGCCAGGAAGCUCUGCAACCGGUGCACUAUGAAGAGAAGAACUGGUGUGAGGAGCAGUAUUCAGGAGGCUGCUACACCACCUACUUCCCCCCCGGGAUCAUGACGCAAUAUGGAAGGGUUCUACGUCAGCCAGUGGACAAGAUCUAUUUUGCUGGCACUGAGACAGCCACACACUGGAGCGGCUACAUGGAGGGUGCUGUGGAGGCUGGGGAGCGAGCAGCGCGAGAGAUCCUGCAUGCCAUGGGGAAGAUCCCAGAGGAUGAAAUCUGGCAGUCAGAACCAGAGUCCGUGGAUGUCCCUGUGAGGCCGAUUACCACGACCUUCCUGGAGAGACAUUUGCCCUCUGUGCCAGGCCUGCUCAGGCUGAUCGGAUUGACCACCAUCUUUUCAGCAACUGCUCUUGGCUUCCUGGCCCACAAAAGGGGACUGCUUGUACGGGCCUAAACAGAGAGCAGCUGUAACCACACCCUCGUCCUCCUCUACUUGGUGUCUGGUUUGGGGGGAAGCACCUGCGACACAGUUCCACCAAGUCAUGAAGAAUGUAGAGUGAUGUGGGGAGUGUGGUGAUAAAUCAGACUUCUGACCACAGGAAAGGUGGUAUCUCUUUCUUCACUUUGAUCCAGCUUUGUGUCUCUUAACUGACUUAGCUCUCUGUUUUCCCCCCACCUCCAACUUUACUGCCCCCAGAAUCUUUGCAGUAGUUAAGUCCUGUUAAACAACCCUGCUCUCCCUCAAUGUAUCUUGCCCAUGCACAAAACAUGAUGUCUACCCUCACUCAUGUGGCUUUGCAUUUGUUCUGCCUCCUGCCUUUCGUAUUCCCAUCUUUCAGGGUCUCGGCAUUUGCCCAUAGGGCCCUGUAGUGUUAGACCACAGAGACCUCGGAGGCCAUCUGGCCCUUCCUAUCUACUCUGGAGCUCUCUGCAGCUUAGAGGGACAGGAUUCAGUUCUGCCAAGCCCACAGUAAGCCACUGAUAUUUGGGGGACUAGAACACAGGCCCCUUGCUUUUUGCACCCCCAGGAAGUGUGCCCCAGCCUCCUCCCCCCACACCUUGCUCUGAUCAUGGAUGGUGUCCCCUUGUGUGGGUUUACUGUGUCCUAAAUUGCAGCUCACUACACAGAUGCUACUGUCUCGCUGUCUCAUAUAAUAUAUGUCUUCAGCUGGCUUUGAUUUACUUGAGGGGAAGGAUCUUGUCUUUUCUUCACUUUGUAUCUUCCACUAUGUCUGGAUACAAAAGUCAGUACAUGUUUGGGUUAUUAAAAAAUAAAGUUGAUU